AUUCAGCUCGCUUCAUUGGUAUUAAUGCAGCUUUGGUGUCCUAUUGCUUCGAUGAAUGAGGAAGAGUUUACACAAUUGUGUUAAUUUAAUCAAGUCAGAAUCGUACGUGACUUGUCCUGAUAUAUCAAUUUGUGAGUUGUUGUUAGUUAUACAUAUUUGCGUACAUAUCUAAAUACAUACUCAAUAGUCCUAGAGUUCUGUAUACAUGUGCAUAUGUAUACUCGUUGUUGUAAUUGUAAUUUAACAUAUUCAGCACGUAGUACUGCACAAAAAAUACAUAAACUUCCAGAAUGAAACCACGAGAGCAGACCAGAAUGCGAAGUAAAAUUCAUUGUUAGCGAAUUAACAGGCAAUUCGGUGUAAUUUAAAUUAAUAUAUAAAACACAAUUGCAAAACUCUGGAUGCAAACAGUUCAAAAGUUGAGACUCUCACGUUCACAAUAAAUCUCCAACCGAUUCACACCAACUUGUGACAUAUUUUAAGAGCAUAAUGGGGUCUGCGAUACGAAAUUAUCAACGACGUCUGAGUGGAGCUAGUAUCGGUUCCGACAAGAUUUGUCCAUCAUCAACGCAUUUAUUCUUACAGAAGGUUCCCUCCUCUUCGAAUGUACCUCCAGCAACGGAGGGACGGAGGACUAGCAUUUAUCUGGAUCAUACAGACGAUGGACGCCCCGUUUUACUUCCAGAAUCUCGACGCGUUUCCUUACACCCCGAUUACACAUCGGACAAAGAAUACCUAAAGUUCUUGACGAGAGAUAGAAGAGCGUCGGCGGAUGCGAUUCAGUCGGACACGUAGUUUGUGGGGAAUUUUUAGAAUUUUAUUUUUAUUUUAAUCAUGGUUUACUAAUUAUGGCUAUUUAGAGUAGAUUAGUUAAGAAUACAAUUCUUAAAUCAACACCCUUUGAGAUUAUGAGCUAAAUAAUCUGGUUUAAUCCUUAGGGAUUAUUAAGUGACUUAUUUUAACUAUUUUUUAAAAUUCAGGUCAUUGCAAUGCCAACAAAACCUAAAACUAACAAUAACUACCAAAAUAAAUUAGCACUGAAGAGAAUAAGUUUAAUAAAAACAAUUGGGAUACCAAGAAUAACCAAUUAAAUAAUCGGUCUAGUUUACUAACAAAUGCAUAACUGUAAAUUUAACAAUGAAGCAUGUUUUUUGUUUACAAUGCACACUAACUUCGGUUCAAUUAAUUAUGAUACUUUUUGUUUAUCUCAUCCACUUUCCGUAAAAAUAUUUAUAAUACGAAAAACUUGUUACGGUUUUAUAUCUUACUUAAUUCCCUUAUUUUUGUUAAAGUAUUUCGAAUUUCACCAGCACCGUCAACCGUACGGUUUGUAUCGUGCUUGGGGAUAAAAUAUAAAUAAGUAAGUAUUCAAUUUGAACAUUAUAACACAAUUAUAUUCUGAAUAAUCUAAAUCAUCACUUUCCACCAAUUCGAAACGAUCCUGUUUCUCUAAAACAUAUUUGUAUGUAAUCAACAAAUUUCGAGGAUCUUAAUUUUAAAAUGUAGCAAACAAUUCUGUCAAAGAAAUUAAUAACAAAUUUAUGAUUCUGUGAUCAUGUGGUAAUUUAAUUGGUUUACUCACUUUUGACAAGUAUUAUAAAAAUAAACUAUGUCUUGUAGCUUAAUUUCAAUUUCUAAACUUCAUUAUCGUAAACUUAAUAUCACGUUGUGGGUGUGAAUGCCAAUGAGAUUUUCAUUGUGUUAGAUUUAAAGAAAAUGCAGUAGUUAACCUGAUUUAAUGUGUUUUCACUUUACUAUUAUCGUUUUACUUUCUUUUUGAAAACUGUAGUAGUGAAUAUCUAGAUCAUAAAUACAAAGACCCUGAUCUCAAAACCCUUACACCCCCUCGCCCUUCGCAUAUAGCACUGUAUCAACUUUUACCCCCCCCCCCCCCCAAAUUUUUCGUUACAUGCAUAACUAAAGACGGCAUUAUUGGGCUUCUUUGAAUUGUCACGCUUGAACUUUAAAUACUUAUGCACAUGAACUUUAUAUUCUAUUCAUCUAUUGAAUAAUGCUAAGGUUUAAAUUUCAAGGUAAAAUAUUAUCAUGCAUAACAAUAAAUUCAGCAUGGACUCUACAUAAAUAUGAUGUUAAAUUAUUUGUUCCCGUAAAAUAUAACAAUAAAUGUCAUGCCGUCCUCAAUUUUUUUAAAAUCAAUUACAAAAUAUAUAGACUGUAAAAGCUGUUUUCAUUAAGAACACGCGAUGCACGUGUGGACGUUGAUUAUGAUCAAACCUUUGUCGAUACAAUUUGCUUUUUCAUGUAAAAAUUUUUGGUUAAAAUUUUUAUUUAGCGUUUAAAACCUUUAAUAAGUAGUUUCAGUCUUAAUUUGUAUUGCGCUGACAAAAUUAAAUCAAACAUAAUAAAAUGUUCCUAAAGUGUAAACGUGGUGGACCAUUUUAUAUUUUGACACUGAUUCUACUUUUUCCAACAUUCGUACUGGGAAACGGGUCACAUCAGCAUUCUAAUCCAACAGUAAAGAACUCAACCAAUUUUAAUACUAAUAAAAAUGGAAAAAUUAAUAGCCCUGCUAAAGUGGUUGUAACUCCACAUCCGUUCAAUCACAAAAUGAAUCUGACAAAGGCAAAGAAUUCAACACCUUUUCAUAAUGUUAGCACCACAAAAACUAAUAAUGCUACAAAACACCUGAAAUCCAGCAGCCAAAAUUUUACUCUUAACUCGACAACAACUUAUCACAAUCAUGGCCAUGUUAAACCAAAGACUUUAAAUACCACAAGUUUUGGCUCGUUAAAUUCAAGCACAACGAAAAAGUCUAAUGGCACGACAAAUCCUCUUAAAUACACGUCUCAAGCAAAUUCUUCCAAGCCACAUACAACUUUGCAGCAUUCGCAUAUCUCGACAAAUUUUACGAAGACAAACUUUACAAAACCAAUUGCUAAACCAAACCCCACAAAAUCAAUUGCAAAGUUAAACGCCACGAAACCAUUUACAAAGCUAAACGCCACAAAACCCAUCUUUAUGCCACCCAUUUCAAAGAAAAAUUCUACAAAUUUAGGAAAUUUGACUAAAAAUAACACUCUGAAUCUUCAUCCCAAAAAUGACAAGCCUUUAUUUCCUUCAAAAUAUAUUCCUCAUCACUGUCUAACAACUAAUUGCACUAUGGGCAUCCCAAGUUGUCCAUUUGGAUACAUGAAACUUGAUCACGAUAAGACUGGCUGCCCGAAACUUUCCGAGUCCAGAAACUACUGUUGCCCAUUUGGUCAAGGUCCUUCCUGUUUUACGACGUCAUGCACCCCUUUCAUCUCGACCUGCCCAACCGGGUAUCGUCAAUUGGAUCGCGAUAUGACCUCAUGUGGAAAAAAGAAUCAUGAAAGGAGUUUCUGCUGCUUAAAAAAUCGUGAAAUCAAAAUUUUUAACACAUCCUGUACAACAUUCAUCCCAACAUGUCCUGCUGGGUACAAAAAAGUCAAAAGGUUGACUGGCAAAAAAGCAAAUUGUACCAAGACUUAUAUGCAGCGCAAUACUUGUCUUAAAACUUCAAGCGGUUCCAGAAAUGGAAGUGGUGUGACGAUGCUUGUUGCAAUGGUUUUCAGCAUUGUAGCAGGUUUAGCACGAUAAGAAUAAUAUUCACAUUUUCAAAAUCUAAGUCUUUGUUAAAUAUGUAUGUAAGAAAGUCAAGUUUUUAGCUUGCUUUUGUGGGUACAAAAUAAACAAAAGGAACACAGAAG
Folsomia candida is the source of this 3689-nucleotide messenger RNA. RefSeq lists its product as uncharacterized. The transcript has 4 exons. Lineage: Eukaryota; Metazoa; Arthropoda; Collembola; Entomobryomorpha; Isotomidae. The record is from RefSeq and is a predicted model, not a curated record. Bases 2368 to 3579 code for a protein of 403 amino acids.